Messenger RNA from Nelumbo nucifera (sacred lotus), 2291 nucleotides. The record is from RefSeq and is a predicted model, not a curated record. NCBI's taxonomy places the organism in Eukaryota, Viridiplantae, Streptophyta, Magnoliopsida, Proteales, Nelumbonaceae.
CUUUAGCAGUGUUUCAUAUUUACAGGCACCUAAGGAAUUAUACCGAACCCACUUAUCAGCGGUUCAUUGUUCGUAUCAUCUUCAUGGUUCCUUACAUAUUGAAUCAGAAUAUCACAUAUCCAAUAAAAAGAGCAUCUGGAGUUUCCUGGAGCUGAGGAGUCUAACUUGGCCAAGUCUGGUUUUCUGGUGUAAAGCUGAAGUCUGUAGCAGAAACGAUCUUCCAUUGUAGUGGUCCCCGGCUCGAAGUCUCCCGUCUUUAUAUCCCUUGAUUCAGACAUCCCCUCAAGUCCUCAACUGUCUUUCUUAUCUCUAACACACCCUUCAGCCUAUUGAAAGACGUAUCCCCUGAACCCUAUUGAAAGACGUAUCCCCUGAACCCUUUGUAGGCAUAUGGUAUAAGGAGUGUGUUACGUCAUGGAGAACAAAUGAGAGAUAGAAAUGUUGGGUCAGAAUUUUUGUGCUACAGUGCUACUUAUGCAUCUUUUGGGGUUGAUGACAAUACCAACUAUUUGUGAUUUAUGUUUGGGUUUUAUCUGAAAUUCUGAGUGAACUGUGAACUGAUGCUUCUGGAGGUACAAUGGAAAGGCACAAUUGAUGUUGUAGUGGAUGGGAUUAUGCAUGUUGUUGACUUGUUGCAGUACGACUGGAAUUCCUUCCAAGUGUUUUUUCUGGUACCUGAAAACCUUGAAGCUUGCAACCAAUCCCUUAACAGGAAAUAUAACUGGUUUAUGCUCUUAUGUCCUUCUUAUCCCUCAUCUUAAAUGACAACUCAAUUUAUUUCAAUUCCAUCCGAGAAGUGUAUGAAGCUUGGGUCAUUUAUAAUUUCUUGUCACUGUGCUUGGCAUGGGUGGGUGGCCCUGGUGCUGUUGUUCUAAGUUUAAGUGGUAGAGUUCUAAAGCCAUCAUGGUAUCUGAUGACAUGUUGCUUCCCUGCUAUACCUUUGGAUGGACGUUUCAUACGGAGAUGCAAGCAAGGUACUUUGCAGUUUGUGAUUCUGAAACCCAUUUUAGUUGCAGUUACAUUCAUACUUUAUGCCAAAGGGAAGUAUGAAGAUGGAAAUUUCAGUGCGAAACAAGCUUAUCUAUAUAUCACCAUCAUUUAUACAUUCUCCUAUUCGACGGCGCUCUAUGCCCUGGUCUUGUUCUAUGUGGCAUGUAGAGAUCUGCUUCGGCCAUUCAAUCCAGUUCCAAAGUUCAUCAUGAUCAAAUCUGUUGUUUUCCUGACAUAUUGGCAGGGUGUUCUGGUGUUUCUUGCUGCAAAGUCCAGAUACAUCAAGAAUGCUGAGGAGGCUGCUGAGUUUCAGAACUUCAUAGUAUGCGUUGAGAUGCUAAUUGCAGCUAUAGGUCAUUUUUAUGCAUUUCCAUACAAAGAAUAUGCGGGUGCAAAUAUUGGUGCCUCGGGUGGUUUGACAGCAAGCCUUGCUCAUGCUUUGAAGUUCAAUGAUUUCUACCAUGAUACAGUGCAUCAGUUUGCACCUACUUACCAUGAUUAUGUGCUUUACAACCACAGUGAGGGUGAUGAUGGAACAACAAAGUACCGGUCACGCACCUUUGUGCCUAUAGGCCAGGAGAUGGACACUGUCAGAAGAAAUAAACACUUGUUUGGGAACAAAAUUGAUGAUAUACAGCUAUGUAGCCUCUCCUCAUCUGGUACCAGUACUCCCAAUAAUCCUAAUAGCUUGCAGGAUUCCACAGAUUCUGAGGCAAUGAGGUCGUCCUUACUUGUGGAUACUUCAAGUUCUUUUGUUCAGCCAUAUGAUCUAUCACUUAUUGACAUGGAUUUGUCAAAUUACCCCGCUAAGGUUCCUGCAGCAGAUGUCAGUGGCAAUAGGUGAGGAUAGCCAGUUUAGUUCCAGCAAAUCAGAGAAGGUUCUGGAUAUUCUCCUUGUUAUGGUGCCCAAGCUCACAGAAGCGGGUUUUGCCUAUAAGUGUGCUGAUAUUAGUUAUCUUUCAGUUUCAGAGGAUUGUUGAAGCCCCCAUAAUUUUAGUGUAUUGGUUUUCAACUCUUAUACAAGUAUGCAUGCAUUCUUGGGGGGUGGAGCUUGCAGAUUCUGGUUAGGCUUGUAAAUGUGGUCACAAGGCUUAAUUCUCUUUUAAGUUUCUUAACAGGUCCGUUCUUUAUUUUUAUUUCCAGUCCAUUUGUUGUAUGUGCUGUUGAUAAGACUAAAACCCAACUGACUUGUUUGUACUGAAUAGAGACAUUCUUCCCAUAUAUAUUGUUUGAAGUUGUGUUAACUAUAUGAAGCUUAAGUGCUUAACCAUAUCAGAUGAAAUACCUUUGUAUGAGCACAA